GUUUUAAGCCUAACUGAAACACCCUCAACUACUCUUAGUUUCGUUAUCUCCUUUUUUAUUCUAUCAUACCCAAUUUUUCUACUUUUACUUACCACAAUAUGGCUGCAUAUUCAACCGAAGAGGAUGUCGCGUUAAUUCGUGCUUAUUGUGUUGCUACUAGUGAUCCUAUUAUUGGCAGAGACAUGGAGGCGAGGGUUUAUUGGGCCCGAAUACUAGGGGAAUUUAGAGCAGCAAUUGACGACGACAUUGCAAGAAACACCAAGUCAAUACAGAACCGAAUCUCAAACUUGAAAAAAUAUGUUAAGAGAUACGUCGGUCAUGUGAGAGCUCGUUGCUGGGGAAUGGCUUCUGGGGGUCAUAACGUUGCAACGGCUUAUCGUCAAUGACAAAUUGCAUAUGAAUAUGAAGGAAUAAGAUGGACACAUUGAGCGGUUAAAAACGCAAUUUGGUGGGGACUAUGAACCUGAGUUCUUUCCUCCUCCGUUUCAGGGCAAUCCAGAAGAUGGAUCUGAAACUUAAGACAGCAACACCGUCUCAACAGGUUUUGUGGGUAAACCUCUCUGUAAACCCUCACAAGACUAAACUCGUCCAAUAGGGUCGCCUAGUGGUUGGAACGCUUGUUACACGGGCUAAGUAUAAUCGCAUGUCAGACGACAAUGACGUCUAUUUAUAAUAUUUCUGUAUUUUUGGUUUUUGUUGGUCCUCUAGCAUGUAUUCGUAUCAUUGAUCACUUGGAUUAAUGCUAGUGAUAAAGUGUGGUCCACCUAUUAUAAAUAAUAAUUUAAUUUCAUAUGGAAAAA
This is a messenger RNA of Papaver somniferum (opium poppy), 800 nucleotides long. RefSeq lists its product as uncharacterized. Bases 99 to 386 code for a protein of 95 amino acids. The transcript is spliced from 2 exons. The record is from RefSeq and is a predicted model, not a curated record. NCBI's taxonomy places the organism in Eukaryota, Viridiplantae, Streptophyta, Magnoliopsida, Ranunculales, Papaveraceae.